AUGCCUCUGGAGGUGGUGGUGGAGCUGCAGAUCCGGGCGGUUUCCUGCCCCGGAGUGUUCCUGCCGGAGAAGCAGGCUGUGUUCCUGGGGGUCUAUCUGCUGAAUCAGUACCUGGAGACGGACUGCUUCCCAUCCGUGUUCCCUAUUGUGAUUCAGCGCUGCAUGAGAUUUGAAAAGGUAUUUGAAAAUGCAGUCGACCCUGGAGCUGUAGCCGACCUUUUAGAAAGCUUCCUAACCAGGUUUGAAUUAAUUCAACUAGUACCUCCAGCAUGGGAAGAGUUGGCUUACUAUGAAAAAAAUACACGAGAUUUUCUUUUCCCGGAGCCCACGCUGACAAUGCCACACCCUGGGAUGUAUCGGGAGGUGCUCAUGAAGACAGCCAUCGGUUUUCCAGGUAUUGCUCCCAAACUAGAGUUUGCCACAAGGACAGCCAUCCGAGAAUGUGCGCCUCUGCAUAGGGACAGAUUUCUGGAACAAAAGUAUAAGUCACAAAGACCUUUAUCACCAUCACGUAGACCAAUAUUCCCCUUAAAUAACACCAAUACCAAGAUGGUAGUGAAGAUGAAUCGUCUGGACAGGCUGCCCGCAGGCGUGGACCCCCGGGUCCCUUCUCCCUACUGCAUGCGACAUUGCUUCCUGCAGCAGCCGGCUCUGCUCACCCCUGGAAAUGACUGCAAGAUCUCUGCAGGAAGCAAACCUCCAUUUGUGGUUAGACACGUGGACAGUGCAAAACCUUUUGGUGAGAACAAUUCGGAACACUGUUCCCGGAAGUCUAAAAGAAAAUCCGAGUUUUCAAACUUUCCCUUUCCAAUGAGAAGAGCUUCUUCUCUUGACAGCCUUGCAGCUAACGUAAAGGUUAUCAAAGAGCCAGAUGAACGCAUCAUUUUAAGGAGAGGAUUGCCAUCAGCCUUAGACUCCAGGAAGUUGGAAAAGCUGUCACCCAGGAACCAAGGGGAUACCGACUGCCACCGGGAAAUGUCGUUUGCUACCUCCCAGCACUCCAGAACUCCCAGCCCGCAGGAUCAGCUCCUGUUCCACGAAAGGUUCCAGCCUUCUUCUCGGCCCACCUGGAAGAAGAUCCAUGAAAGAGUGUGCCGUCUUCUGACAUCCCACAGAGCCCAGCAACACCCCUACAUGGAAGAUCCUGCCUCUGAAAUCAAUUAUAUCGCUGAAAGACCAAGCAGUCCUUGGGAGAAAUACCCACAACGUGAACAAAGAUAUUUCUAAGCUGCUGUCUUGUGAAAAGAGGAAGGCAAGCUGAAGGAAGAUCACGAAGAGUGCGCUCAUCAAGACAACAGAUGCAUCCUUCCAGAAAUGAAUGAUUUGUGUUGUCUCUGUUGAGUUACUGGGGUCUAACCUAUUAAGUCAAACUCUGUACUCAGCCUUUUGUGCCAAGGUAAGAGUACUUAUUAAAGUGUUUCCUCUUU
Molecule: messenger RNA, 1427 nt
Organism: Ochotona curzoniae (black-lipped pika)
Lineage: Eukaryota; Metazoa; Chordata; Mammalia; Lagomorpha; Ochotonidae
Gene: SPATA6L
Product: spermatogenesis associated 6 like
Exons: 13
Coding region: 1-1227 (408 amino acids)
Biological process (GO): spermatogenesis
Molecular function (GO): myosin light chain binding
Source: RefSeq, a predicted model, not a curated record